AUGAAAACACUGUUUCACUUCCACUGGCAGUGCUCAGUGGAGAAAUAUUUGAAAUUUGUCAGUUUCUUUAUACUUUGCUUUAUUCGUCUUGAAGUGACUGCUGGUAGGAAUAAUUGCGAGGUGACCAAAGGCUCAGAAAGCUUCUGUACUGCAAUAACGAAAAUGAGGGCUGUCAGAGUGUCUCAGUUUGGAGGUCCCGAAGUUUUGCAGGUACUCAAGGAUGUUAAAGUCCCGACUCCAGCUGGCAAAGAGGUGUUGAUUAAAGUAAAAGCAGCUGGUAUCAACCCAGUGGAUACAUACAUCAGGUCAGGAAAUUAUGCAAGAAAACCUUUCUUACCAUACACACCUGGAGGGGAUGGAGCUGGUAUUGUCCAUGAAGUUGGCAGUGAUGUCUCAAAAUUUAAGGCAGGAGACAGGGUUUGGUUUUAUGGAAGUUUGUCUGGCUCAUAUGCUGAAUAUUCUUUGUCAAGUGAAUCAAAGUUGUUCAGUUUACCAGACGCUGUUGACUUUGACAGAGGUGCUGCCAUUGGAGUUCCAUAUUUGACAGCAUAUAGAGCCCUCUUUCACAAAUGCCAUGCUAAAGCAGGGGAAACUGUGCUCAUACAUGGUGCAAGUGGUGGGGUAGGAAUAGCUGCUUCACAGCUAGCAGUUGCUGCGGGGCUGCGUGUUCUUGGAACAGUUGGAUCGGCUGAAGGAAAACAGAUCCUAAAGGAAAAUCAUGUGCAUGAGGUUUUCAACCACAGGCUGGAAGGAUACGUGGAUGAGAUCAUGGCUGCCACAUCUGGCAAUGGAGUCGACAUUAUUAUCGAAAUGCUAGCAAAUGUGAAUUUAGGCAAUGAUUUGAAGAUGCUUGCAAAAAAUGGGAGAGUUGGGGUCAUUGGGAGUCGUGGAGUAGUAGAGGUAAACCCACGUGACGCGAUGGCAAGAGAGGCAUCAAUACAUGGAGUCAUGCUAUUCAAUUCAAGCCAGAAUCAACUGCUUCGCGUUCAGACGAAGUCCGAGAGAAUUGUCAAAGCACAUUAGGCCAAUAUUGUUUAAAAAAUUCUUUGUUUGAAAUAAAACGUCACAGAAAUGGCAAACAAAGUAGGGGAAGCUGAAAAGGACUUAUCGUAUGUAUGGAAAGUAUGUAAAGUAGUUAUCGACUAUAAGGCAGCAAAUGUGGCGAAAGGUCUUGAUUGGGAGACGGUGAAAACAAAAUAUGUUGAAAUAGCCACUCGUUUUCAAGCAAGAUAACCGAAAGCUGAUUCUGGAGUUAAUCGUGAUGAAUAUCCCAAUUGUGAAAGUCCAGAUAAAAUAAACAAAGCUAAGAUAGCCCCUAAAAUUAAACGAAUCAAGGCCAACUUUAGGAAGGCAGUUGAUAGUGGAAGAAAAAGUGGAGGAGGCAGGAUAGUUAUGGCCUUGUACGACGAAUGUCAUGAAAUUUGGAGUGGAUCUCCAGCUGUUGAAAGCCUCCCUGAUGGGAUUGAGAGUACCUCGUUGCUGGAAAGAGAUUCACAGGAGGAGUUGUAUGACAAUUCGAGUUUGACGCCAUUCGAGUCUGCCAGUGCCAGUGCCGAAGGGUUAGAAAGCGACUCUUGAUUGAUUUCAGGUCAGAACUUGAUUUCCAUACAGAUCCAAAAAAAAUAUGGGUGAGGCUAGUAGAAGUCUAGUCAAACAUUUCCAAAUAAGCAGAAACUCUAAAUUGACAAAACGUAUCUCUGCUGAUGCACAGUUGCUUGACAUUGCCAUGGAAGAAAUAGCAUUAAAAAGAAAGUUAAUGGAAAAGAUGGAUGAAGCUGACAAGCGUUUUGAAAACAGCAUUCAGGGAAUUGCCAACAGCAUUAACAGUUUGACAGCUGCAAUCACUGGCGGUUUUAAUUUAUUACAAGGAAUGCUUAAUGCUGGAGCCUACCAACAGCCAUAUCAACAGAGCCAUCCUUACAUGCAGAACUAUGAACAACAGAGGCCUGAUUAUGGUGGCCAAACAGCUUAUAGAGAUAUUAUGUAAAAUUUUAACUUUGUUUACAUCAGCUUCCUUGUAAAUUGAAUUCAUAACUUUAUUUUUCUUGUCACACUUCAAUUAUCUACUUAUACUUCAUCUAUGAUUAUUUUUGUUUCUGGUUUAGUUUAAUCCACAUGUUUUGAAAUUCCUUUGCUCUGUUUUUUAAGCAUGUCUCUACGAACGGAGUUCAUUUAGUUAGAUGUUAAUAUUUGAGAAUCAUAAUACCGUGCAGAUGAAUUAUUGAAAUGGAAACAGAUUCAAAAAGAAAAUAUUUGAUCAAACCAUCCUACAAAGUGCAUCUCUAAAAACAAAAUAUAUAAAAGCAAUAAGGAUUGUUCAUUACUAUCAGAAUAAAAAGCGAUAAUAAUAGAACAAAAUUUAUUUUCAAAGAAACUCGGCUUUAGGAUCACCCAAAAAUUAUCAAAGUUCAUCAAGUAGAAUUUCUUCAGGAACUUCUUAGUUUUAGAAAUGUUAAAUUCUAUGACUUAGAAAUGUUCAGUGAAGACACCUGAAUAAUUGCUUGAAAAUAUUUAUUUUUAGUUUUUAAUAAAAAAAGAGCCAAUGUGGGACAAAUUUUGCUUGAGCAUAAGUAUAUACUAUCUGUUUGAAAAAGUUUUCACCUCAUGUUCCAAUAUCACAUAAUGAUUUUGACAGUUAGAAGCAUUCUAACAGCCAGGAAUUAUCUGAUUGUUUGUGGGGCUUGUGGUAUUUUCAGUUUUUUCAUGGAGGCGUUUACUUCAAUCCACCCUGUUUUCUUCUUUGCUUUACUUGCAAACUAUCAAAUGUGAUUUUGAAGCAGACUAUAUUGCUUUUUGACUAGUAUAAGUGAUUACCGUAUUUCCUCUAAAUAACGCUGCUGUGUUUAUAACAAACUCCAAAUUUGUACGCGCCGUUCAAUAGAGGUCAGCGUUUGUUGAAGAGCAGCAUUCAACACAAAAUGAAAAGUUUGUCAAAUGACAAGAAAAAGGUGAUGAAAAAAGAUAAAAACAGACUUUAAACAAUAUUCUCUUUUUUCAAAAACACGUAAUAAAGAUUGUGUGAACAAUUUUUAAAGUUUACUUUAUGUUAUUUGUAAUUUUGCUAUGUAUUAGUUGUAAUGUAAUUGUAGUAAGAUAUUGUAAGUAGAGGAAUAUUAAAAUAUAAAAGUUUAACUGGACUGGACAGAACACUGAUUUUUGCUUCAUAUCUGCAAAGAACAAAGUCAUUUACUCAAAAUAUUUUGUAAAAAUAUUUCAAAUUCUCUUUCCACUUGCUUCAUCUUUACUUCCCAAAGUAUACCUGUUUCUCAGCGAUGGGGGGCUGCAAGUCAUGGUCUCGGCGCACAUCUGCCAAGACCAUGACUUCAUCUGCAAUCCUCUCCUUUUGCUGCUCACAAAAGUUGUGUAGGACAAAGCAUGCAUAGAUGACAUAUUGCAGAUCUGGCAUUUUAAUAUCCAUUUCUCUCUUAAAGGCCCCAAACCGACCUUUCAGCCUUCAAAAAGCACAUUCCAUUGUAGUUCUUCCUGAAGAAAGCUGCCAUCCAAAAAAUUGCUCUUAUGUAGUGUUUCCUCCACCUGGGUAUUCCUUCAUCAGAUAUGGAAGAAGCGGAUAGGCUGGAUCCCCAAGAAUACAUAUGGGUACUGGUUCUUCUUCAUCCAAUAUCUUUCUAGGAAAACUUGGUACUUUCCCAUUUCUCAGAAGCUCAUUAAUUCGAGAGUUUGCAAAGAUUCUGGCAUCAUGGACUUUUCCAGGCCAUUCUACAACCACAUCAAAGAAACAAUAUUUAUAAUCACAAACUGCUUGGAUGUUAAAGGAGUAUCUGUUUUUUCUGUUGAUGAAAUCAGUCGGAUUUGUAUUUGGUUGCUUGAUCAUGCUUGCCAUCAACAGCCCCAACGCAUUGUGGAAAACCAAACUUUUGCUCAAAGUUUCUUGCCAUAUGGGAAACCUCCUCUUCAGUUGUUGGCAUCCUUAUGUAAACUGGACCCAUAUGUUUUGUUAUAGCACAGCACACGGCUCUAACAAUUUUUGAAACGGAAGCUCUUGAGAUACCAAAUGCCUUUGUCACCUUUCUGUAUCUUCCCUCGUCACUCAAGUAAUACAGUGUAACUGCAACUUGUUUCUCGACAGUUAUGGGUUUUCGUAGGUGGGUGGUCUGCUUUUCGAUGAAAGGUCCAAGCUUAUUGCAUAGGACGUAGAAACUGUCCCUGCUCAUGCGAAAGUUUUCUCUCCAUUCUUCUGGGACAACAAUGUUUCGCGUAAAAUUACUCCACCAUGCUCCUGUUCUACCAGGUUUCUCCCAAAAGCUUCUCGUGACAGUCUUUCUUUAGGCCUUUUAAUGAAACGGUUGAUUCUAGAAAUUUUUACUGACCUGUUGUUGAUUUGCGCAGUCAACAAUUUCUUCUGUCGUCUGUGGGAAUACGUUAAAAGAAUGGCCACGAUUUCAUUGAAAUUUGCCGCUGCAGCCAGUCCAGAUAAAAGAAUAAUCAGCGCUUUUGACGCAUUUGAGAUUAUAACGCAUUAGAGACAGGUUAUUCAAAAGACAAAAAAGGUUUGAUGAUCAAUCAGUUAAGAAUUUGUAUAAGAAAUUCAGGAAUCGGGCUAAAUCUGCUUUAAAAGAGAGCAAAGCUUCUUACUUUUAUAGUUAUUUUCAAUCAAAUUGUAACAACAUAAAGCAAUUAUGGUCCGGCAUUAAGUCAAUCAUAGAUAUCAAGAAAUGAAAUGCAAAUGUUAUAGCGAAGAUGAAAGACUCUAAUGGUAAUAUAACAUCUGAUCCAGCUGUAAUUGCAGAUAUCUUCAAUAGGUUUUUGUUGAUGUCUCUCACAAUGUUACUAAAUCAAUAUCAAGAUCUCAGAAUUGUUUUAUGGGUGAAAGAAACAAUAAAUCAUUCUUUAUUUCUCCGUCUGUCUCUUUUGAAAUAUGUGAUAUAAUCAAUCUGCUAAAAGAAGGCAAACCUAUAAGGCCAAACAGUAUUCCAACUAAAAUUUUAAAAAUUUUAUGUUUUCUUAUAUCCUCUCCAUUGUCUCAAAUCAUAAAUGAAUCAUUUCAGUGUGGCAUUUUCUCUGAUAAAAUAAAACUAGCAAAAGUUAUUCCCCUGUUCAAGAAAAGUUAUUCUGCUACAACAUCUAAUUAUAGACCGAUAUCCCUUUCGUCAGUCGUCAGCAGAAUUACAGAAAAAAACUAAUGUAUAAACGUCAGUAUAACUUCUUAGAACAACACAAUGUUCUGUAUUCACUUCAAUUUGGUUUCCGUGCAAGCCAUUCUAUAAACCAUGCACUCAUUAGCAUGACAGAGAAUAUAAAGGAAAAUCUAGACAACAGAAAGUAUGGAUGUGGAAUUUUUCUUGGUCUGCUAAAAGCGUUUGAUACGGUAAAUCAUGAAAUUCUUUUGGGAAAACUUGAACACUAUGGAAUACGUGGCCCAGUUUUUAACUGGUUUAGAUCCGAUCUUACUGAUAGAAACAAAAUGCCUCUGUUAAUGGUUUCAGUUCUAAUUUACUUAGCAUCACAUGUGGGGUACCACAAGGCUCUGUCCUUGGUCCUUUGCUAUUCCUUAUUUUCAUAAAUGACUUGCCUAAUUCAUCUAAAAAACUUGUCUUUUAUCUCUUUGCUGAUGACACUAAUAUAUAUUUUGAAGCUGAUGAAUUUGGUGAACUUGAAAAAGUUGUCAAUAAAGAACUGGGUUAUGUCAAACAAUGGCUUGAUGCUAACAGGCUUUCUUUAAAUAUUAAGAAAACUAAUUUUAUAAUUUUCAGGUCACACCAACGCCCUUUAACAGACAAUACGAACAUAAAAAUCGGAACACAAAUCAUAAAACAAUCUCAAUAUGUUAAAUUCCUUGGUAUUCUACUUGAUGAGAAUCCUAGCUAGAAAUACCAUUCAAGUGAACUUGCUAAGAAGUAAGCUAGAACUUGUGGCAUAUUUAUUAAGAUAAGACAUUUCGUUCCUGUUGAUGUGUUAUUAUGUCUCUACAACUUUUUGUUCGCUUCUUUUCUCCAAUAUGGACUUGUAGUUUGGGGUUUUACCUAUGAAAUCCACAUUGUUUUCUUAUUGCAAAAAAGAGUGAUCAGAGCUCUUGCUUUUCAAAGUUUCUGUUCUCCUUCCUCACCCAUUUUCUCUGACUUAAAAAUCUUAAAAUUACAAGACUUGUUUCAAUUAAAACUUCUAUCCUUUGUUUAUGAAUGUAUCAAUAGAAUAUCGCCUGUCUGCUUUCAUUCGUACUUUGAAUCAAUCAAGUCUAUUCAUCAACAUGAUACUUGAAAGGCUUCUAAGAACGAAAUUUUUAUAACUCUAAAAAACACCCUUCAAUAUGGUUUAAAAUCUGUCCGUUUUUCUGGUGCUGCAUCGUGGAAUAGCAUUCCUACAGACAUCAAAGAAUCUGUAUCAUUGGUUUGCUUUCGUUAUAAAUUGAAGUCAUAUCUGCUUGCAAAGAACAUUAACAGCUAAUCCUUGAAAUUUCUUCACUUCCCACUUACAGAAAUUUGAGUUUCAUUUUCGGUAUUAUUUGUUUUGAUAUCUUUGAAGUGCUGAAAUAUCUUAUGUAUACUAUAGAGGGGCCUCUCUCCUCGACUAGCUUUGCUACUGAGAGAGUUCCUCCUUUAAAUAAUUCCUCAUACUUACAUAUCCCACCGAUAAUUUGUGUUCCAUAUCUUAUUGUUAUAGUUAUUGUUUGAUAUUUGAUGUUGCUGUAUUUUUAUUAGUAUGUUGUGGAAUUUAAAAUAAAAUGAACCUGAACCUGAACUAUUUAUGACCUUUUCCCUGAGCUCGUACAUGUCCCCGCAAAGUAAAGUCAAAACGACGACGACGUGCAGAUUGGUGAAAAAACGAUUCUGUUUAGGAGAAAUGAGAUUUGGCACCACCUCGCGCCACCUUCUUUCUUUUUAUUUAAAGAGCCUCGCUGUAAAUCAAAAUCAACCUCGCAGCGGAUGUGGAUAAAAUUGAUCCGGAUAAAACCGUUUACACUGUACCAUAUAGCAAUCUGAAGUAAUUUAAUCCACUUUCCUAGGUGAACUAAUUUUUUCCGGAUAGCCGCUCUCAAAUUCGUGCGGAUAGCGUGGGUCUAGUGUAAACGGGAGCCCUAUCUGAACUAAUUUUGAUGCGGAUAAAAUUUAUCCGGCACAAUGUAAAAGGAGUUAAAAGGAGAGGAUGCUUCUCGUCAUUAGUUAUGCUCAAAGGCCCAUCAAUAUCUUGAAUUUGUAUUUUUAUAUAAAAUAUACAAAAGUCUC
Molecule: messenger RNA, 7181 nt
Organism: Rhopilema esculentum
Lineage: Eukaryota; Metazoa; Cnidaria; Scyphozoa; Rhizostomeae; Rhizostomatidae
Product: zeta-crystallin
Cellular component (GO): cytosol
Molecular function (GO): quinone reductase (NADPH) activity; mRNA 3'-UTR binding; NADPH binding
Source: RefSeq, a predicted model, not a curated record